Molecule: messenger RNA, 2571 nt
Organism: Cladophialophora psammophila CBS 110553
Lineage: Eukaryota; Fungi; Ascomycota; Eurotiomycetes; Chaetothyriales; Herpotrichiellaceae
Exons: 1
Coding region: 1-2571 (856 amino acids)
Biological process (GO): mRNA splicing, via spliceosome
Cellular component (GO): cytoplasmic stress granule
Molecular function (GO): mRNA binding
Source: RefSeq, a predicted model, not a curated record
AUGCAGAGUCAGGACGUGUUUGGGGGAUAUGGCAGCCGAUUCGCUUCUUCAAAAUUCGGGACCGAUAAUACAGGCUUCAGUCAUGGCGCGUACAAUUCGAACCACACAAGCUAUCCUCCAUUCGCCGAUCGCAACCUGAGAAAGCCUACCGUUCCUUCGAUAGCUACGGCUACCAAAGACCAACAACAUAGUUAUAAUAUGAACGAGCAGACACCAGCUACAGCGUUUGAUAUGAAUUUCACGCCCUUGUUGCCUUCUCAGCUCUUGCUGGGCAGCCCCUUUCAGCCAGGUUCUCCUGGUUCCUUUGCUUCUCCGCAGUUUCCGACCUUCAAUCGUUUUGCUCCGGGAACAAAUGCUCUUCAUGCACAAACCCAGCAGUAUCAACAAAAUCAACAUGUUCAGGCGCAGCUGGCCAGUCCUACCCAGCACAAUGCCAACCCGCUCUCGCCGCAGGCGUAUCAGACCGUCAUGUCGCCCGAAAGCUAUACGGCACAAUCCCCCACCGGAUUCAGUGGCCUGGGCGGUGCAGCAUUCGGACAUUACCAACCCAUGGUGGGCAUGGGCAAUUCAUGGAUGACUGGCACGAGCCGCACAGUCUACUUGGGAAAUAUUCCAGCGGAUACUUCUGCUGAGGAGAUCUUGAGCCACGUUAGGAGUGGGCAAAUCGAAUCCGUGAGGCUAUUACCCGAAAAAAACUGUGCGUUUAUUUCGUUCCUAGAUAGCAGCUCCGCGACCCACUUUCAUUCGGAUGCCAUCCUGAAAAAGUUGUCAAUCAAGGGCCACGACAUCAAGAUUGGUUGGGGGAAGCCGUCCCAGGUGCCUACUUCUGUGGCUCUCGCUGUGCAACAAUCGGGUGCCUCGAGGAAUGUCUAUCUGGGCAACCUUCCCGAGGACAUCACUGAACAUGAGAUUCGAGAGGACUUGGGCAAGUUUGGGCCCAUUGAUACCAUCAAAAUGGUUCGCGAGAAAGCAAUCGGUUUUGUCCAUUUCCUCUCCAUUAGCAAUGCCGUCAAGGCCGUGGCUCAGCUCCCACAAGAUCCCAAAUGGGGCCCUCCCCGUCGGGUCUAUUACGGCAAGGACAGGUGUGCCUACGUUUCCAAGACGCAGCAACAGAAUGCAGCACAAUACCUGGGUAUCGCUCCUGGUUAUGCCCAUGUUCUCAACGGCGCCGACCGCGAUUUAAUAUCCAAUGCCCUUGCACAACAGUCGGUAGCGGCAGCUGCUGUAGCUACUACCGCAGGCGGUGUCAAUAAUCUUGGAAACCGAACCGUCUAUCUUGGAAACAUUCACCCUGAGACCACUAUCGAGGAGAUUUGCAAUGUUGUCCGCGGAGGGCUACUCCACCACAUCCGAUAUAUCCCGGACAAGCAUAUUUGCUUUGUCACGUUCAUCGACCCUACGUCUGCGGCGUCUUUCUAUGCACUGAGCAAUCUUCAGGGGCUAAUGAUUCACAAUCGGCGCUUGAAGAUCGGCUGGGGAAAACACUCAGGAGCUCUCCCACCCGCCAUUGCUUUGGCUGUGAGCGGAGGAGCCUCUCGGAACGUGUAUAUCGGUAAUCUUGACGAGAGCUGGAGCGAAGAGCGACUACGACAAGACUUUUCCGAAUAUGGCGAAAUCGAGUUGGUGAACACUCUGCGGGAGAAAAGCUGUGCCUUUGUCAACUUCACCAAUAUUGCCAAUGCCAUCAAGGCUAUUGAAGCUGUCCGUCAACGUGAAGAAUACAAGCGAUUCAAGAUCAACUUUGGCAAAGAUCGGUGCGGCAAUCCUCCACGUCAGAACCUGAACAAUGUCAAUGGCAGUCAACCGCGUCUCCAGAGUUCCCUUGACAGCGCUGGUUCUCCAGCUGCGAUGAACGGAUUUGACCAUGCUGUCUCGCAGUCGGGCUCUAGCCCCACGAGGUCAACUAUUCCAACAGGUCCGAAGGCUUCGUUGGGACCGCAGUCUCAAGUCGCCCCUCGUCAACCAAACAUGACUGCGCCAACACCGUCAGCCAUUCUGAAUGCAGGCAGCAACAAUCCCUUGACAAUGUAUCUGUCACAUGUGUCACAACAGCAAGCUCAAGCUGAACAGGAUUUGCGGGAUGACUCUUUGACGUUUGCCCAGCUCCAGCAGCAACAGAAUCAAGCUUUGGCAAAUCAACAGGCAGCACUGUACGGUGAGAUGCCGAACGGGCACAGCGGAUUGGACAUACCAGCUUCGUCCCACAUUCCUCGGCAGAGCAGCAUCAGCGGCGGGUUCGGUUCGAGCUCUUUGAGCAAUGGGGCGUCCACCACUGUUGGAGGGCUCCUGGCGCCUACGAACACUGGACUGGGGGCGAGCAGGAGCGCCCAUUCUCGAGCAGUAUCGCUCCCAGCGUUCUCGCAAGAGCUCUUUGGCGGCCAGCAGUCUGGACAACCAGGUCCGUCGUCGUCGCGGGGCUUUGGUGGGCAUGCGCCACAGGGCAGCUUUGGUGGGUUUGGAUCGGUUUUUGGCACUGGCUUCGGGACCAGUGGGUUUAAUGGACUGGGACUUACGAGCGAUAGCCGUGGAGGACUCUCCGGCUGGGCUGAGGAGGAAAUUGGGGCAAAAUAA